AUUUAUGGCACAGCUCAUUACCCAAUCACGUGUCAUAAGAGGCGGGCGCGUUGUGGGCCUGGUUUUCAGGUUUGGUUGCUGAGAGUGCCAAUACACCCUGCUGUUUGAGGUGACUUAACUGCCGAUCAGAGGAGACCACACACAACCACACCUCUUGUACAAGCAGACUUCUCUACCGGAUGGUUUUGGACACGAUGUGGAAGCGGAGAACUUUUUACUUUUGGCAUUUUUAAACGGGAUGGAUUUUGAGAACACAUAACUCGGAUAUACGUUUUGUAUUUUUGCUGUUGGGAUUUUUUUUUACCCCCUUAUUUGGAGUUAAUCAAGUUUGAAGUUUGCUUCUGGAAGGGAACUGACUUCAAGAACUAAAAUGGACCAAGCCAGCGGUGGGGAGGAUCCCAACAAGCCCUCCAAAAAGAAGUCCAGUGAGGAUGAGGGUAAAAAUAAAAAGCUGAACAUACACAUAAAAACACUGGCUGAUGAUAUGCGUGAUCGUAUAACAAGUUUUAGGAAAACUGGUGCAAAGAAGGAGAAGCCUUUUAUUCAACACCCGACUGAUCCCUUCUCUACCCAAGCCGAACUCCCUCUGCCGCAGCCUUUCUUUGACGAGAGAUCCAUGAACCUCUCAGAAAAAGAAAUAGUUGACCUCUUUGAGAAGAUGAUGGAGGACAUGAACCUCAAUGAGGAUCGUAAAGCCCCUCUGCGUGGGAAGGAACUGGGCAUCAAACGUGAGAUGGUGGUCCAGUACAUCUCGGCCACUGCCAAAUCUAUAACUGGGAGCAAAGUUGCGGGUGGGCUACGUAACAGCAAGCAUGAGUGCACCCUUUCGUCCCAGGAAUACGUCCAUGAGCUGCGAUCUAACAUCAUGGACGAGAAGCUGUUCAACUGCCUGGAGUCUCUCAGAGUGUCUCUCACCAGUAACCCUGUCAGUUGGGUCAACAACUUUGGCCAUGAAGGUCUCGGCCUUCUUCUGGAAAAUCUGGAGAAGCUUCUGGACAAGAAGCCGCAAGAGAAUAUUGAUAAACGCAUUCAGCUUAAGCUAAUCCAGUGCUUAAAGGCUUUCAUGAACAACAAGUAUGGACUGCAAAGGAUCCUGGGAGACGAGCGGAGCUUGUUGCUGUUGGCAAGAGCAAUCGACCCCAAACAGAUCGUCUUGAUGACGGAGAUUGUCAAAAUUCUCUCAGCUAUCUGUAUUAUUGGCGAAGAAAACAUCCUGGAUAAGAUUCUGGCUGCCAUGACAAUUGCUGCAGAGAGGAACAAUAAAGAGAGAUUUGCUCCAAUUGUGGAAGGACUGGAGAACCACGAUGCCCAGCAGCUCCAGGUCGCCUGCAUGCAGCUGAUCAAUGCCCUGGUCACUUCGCCUGAUGACCUGGACUUCCGGAUACAUCUACGCAACGAGUUCCUCAGAUGCGGCUUAAAGAAGAUCCUUCCUGAGUUAAAAAAAACAGAGGAGCUGGACAUUCAGCUGAAGGUGUUCAAUGAGAACAAAGAUGAAGACGCCAUCGAACUCUCCCAUCGCCUGGACGACAUCCGUGCUGAGAUGGAUGAUAUGAAUGAAGUGUACCAUCUCCUGUCAAAUAUGGUGAAAGACACCGCCUCGGAGACCUACUUUCUGUCAAUCCUUCAGCACCUAUUGCUUAUCAGGAAUGACUAUUACAUCAGACCUCAGUACUACAAGGUGAUCGAGGAAUGUGUGUCUCAGGUGGUUCUGCAUCGCAGUGGGACGGACCCUGACUUUGGUUACAGUAAACGAUUGGAUGUGGACUUCACUCAGCUUAUUGAUCAGUGUGUGGAUAAAGCCAAAGUUGAAGAGAGUGAACAGAAGGCUGUAGAGUACUCCAAAAAGUUUGACGAGGAGUUCAGUGCGCGGCAGGAGGCCCAGGCUGAGUCCCAAAAAAAGGAGGAAAAGAUCAAGGAGCUGGAGUCAAAAAUCCAAACUCUCGAGACCCAGUUAACUGUAGAAAAUGACAGGCUCAAAGAGGCUCAGAGACUCAUCAGGGAAUCUGAAGCCAAGAUUGCUGCAGGCCCAGCUGCGCCUGGAGCACCACCUCCUCCACCGCUACCUGGAGGUGCAGCACCUCCACCUCCUCCUCCUCCUCCACCUCCACCUGGUGGAUGUCCACCCCCUCCGCCUCCUCCUCUGCCUGGCCACGCAUCUAUCCCCCCUCCACCACCACCUCCACCCCCAGGGGGAGGUCCUCCACCACCCCCACCGCCCCCAGGUUGUGGGGUCCCACCUCCUCCUCCGUUUGGGGGCUUGGGUGGUCCUCCUCCUCCUCCUGGGUUACCCGUUGUCAAGCUGCCUUAUGGACUGGAGCCAAAGAAGAUUUACAAGCCUGAAACUGUGAUGAAGAGGGUCAACUGGUCCAAGAUAGUGCCUCAGGAAAUGGCAGAGAAUUGCUUCUGGAUCAAAGUCAAAGAAGAGAAGUUUGAAAACCCUGACCUAUUUGCUCAGCUCUCCCUGUGCUUCUCCUCACAGAGUAAAGUGAAAAAAGAUGUGAGUGAUGAGACUGAUGACCGAGUACCACAGUUCAAGAAGAAGGCAAAGGAACUUCGUAUCUUGGAUGCCAAGACUGCGCAGAACCUCUCAAUUUUCUUGGGCUCGUUCCGCCUGCCUUAUGAAGAGAUCCGGGACAUUGUGCUGGAGGUAGACGAGGAAAGACUGAGUGAAUCACUCAUCCAGAACCUAAUAAAGAACUUGCCUGAGCAGAAAGAACUGAGUGCUCUAGCGGAACUAAAAGGUGAAUACGAGGAGCUUGUGGAGUCAGAGCAGUUCGGCAUUGUGAUGAGUUCAGUGAAGCUGCUGCGACCACGUCUCAAUGGCAUUUUGUUCAAGCUGACUUUCGAGGAGCAGGUGAACAACAUCCGGCCAGACAUCAUGAAUGUGACGUUCGCCUGCGAGGAGGUAAAGAAGAGCGAAGGCUUCCGCAAACUCCUGGAGUUUGUGUUGCUGGUCGGCAAUUACAUGAAUGCUGGCUCAAGGAACGCACAGACGUUUGGUUUCAACAUCAGCUUCCUGUGCAAGCUACGAGACACUAAAUCCAUCAGUCACAACACAACACUUCUCCAUUUCCUGGCUGAGAAGUGCGAAGAGAAUCACCCAGAGAUUUUGAAGUUUCCAGAUGAGCUGGAACAUGUGGAGAGUGCCAGCAAAGUGUCUGCUGAAAUUUUAAAGGGCAGUCUGACCACAAUGGAGAAGCAGAUUGAGCGUCUGGAGAACGAUAUCGAAAACUUCCCCAAAACGGACGACCCCCAAGAUAAGUUUGUGGAAAAGAUGUCCGGCUUCUCCAAACAUUCUCGGGAGCAGUACGAGAAGCUGUCCACCAUGCACAAGAACAUGCAGAAGCUGUACGAGAGCAUCGGCAGCUACUUCGCAUUCGACCCCCACUCAGUCAGCGUGGAGGAUUUCUUCGGAGAGCUGGCCAACUUCCGCUUCCUCUUCAUGGAAGCCAUGAAGGAGAACCACAAGAAGAGGGAGAUGGAGGAGAAGAUCAAGAGAGCCAAGCUGGCGAAGGAGAAAGCUGAGCGAGAGAAGCAGGAGCGUCAGCAGAAGAAGAAGCAGCUGAUUGACAUGAACAAAGAAGGGGAUGAAACUGGCGUGAUGGACAGUCUAAUGGAAGCUCUGCAGUCUGGAGCAGCUUUCCGUGAUCGGCGAAAACGGGCACCACGAAAUGGUGAUCAAAGCCCUUCCAGUCCAGCCUCUCGGUGGCCAGGUGCUAACUAUGGUAACAGAACUCUAGACAACCGCCGUGCAGCCCUCGAAAGGUCUCGCUCACGCCACAACCCAAAUCACCAAGCUCGAUGAUUACCCGCGUCUACUACAAGACCCUAGAUAAGUGCCAAAGAGGCCUGCGAUGAGGAGGAGGAGGAGGAGACGAGGAAGACAUCAGGAGGGAUAGACCACCUCCCUCCCUGUGGCUUACCCAGCACCAAGUAUGGAAAACUGCCUAAAGAAUGGAAUAACAUUUAUAGUCUUUAUUGGACACGCUACAUAUUUAUUGUAUGCUUUUUUUUAUUGCUUAAAGAUUUUGGAACUGAAACAUUUUAAAAGCUGUUAAUUUUCAGGUUUAACCUAUAUUUUAAUCCAAAUGCUUCAAUUAACUCAGUUUUGACAGGAGAAACAUAACAGUAUGCUGCACAGAGACAUAUAUCCAAGAUGGACUUCUGAAAACUGCAUGCUUGUGGAGGAACAUGGACAGCUGUCCUUUAAAUGGAAACUACAAGUCUUAAAGGAAGAGAGGACAGUGUAAUACUAUCGCAUUUAACGUCCUUUCUUCAGACAUAAUCGCGUCUUCGCACUCCAACAAAGCCACAGGAGCUGGCGGCUGUCUGCACCAACACAGAGCACGUGACUCACUGACAUUCAAACUGCAAGACAUUUUAGUUGAUUUAAUUUUGUGUUGUGUAAUCUCACUUUUACCCUUCAGGUGCCGAUUUGAGUCCCGAGGUUAGUUUUGCUGUUACCAUUAGAGGCUGACAUUUUUAAAUGCAUCCAGGUCUCUGUCAGGGACAAACAAGAACACUCAGACCUCUCGUUAGGUCACACAGGGUUUCAACAAAGCACACCUCAGUGUUUAAAAGGUAUUACAUGUUUAUGGCACUUUUUCAAUAAGGCUAAAAAAACAGCUGGAGUAAUGGGGGGGGAAGUUAAGGUUUGAAAAUUGAGCUGUGUGAAAACUGACUGCUCCCUUAGAUAAGAAACUAUAAUCCUGUAAAAUCCACUUCUAAUCUUAUGAGCGCACGAGAACAACACUCUUCACACUGGAAGUUGUUACUGAAAUCAGCCAGUUUCAGUAACUCUGAGAUGUUUUAAGAUGAAGUUACAUCGAAGAAACUUAAAAAAAAAAAAAAAACAUUUUUUUUUUUUUUUUUUGUGUUACAUUUCAAAUAAUAAAUGGAUUGCACUUGUAUAGCACUUCAUCAAGUCUAGAGGCUCAAAUCACUUCACACUACGCUCAGUCAUUCAUCCAUUCACACACAUUGAUGGCGGCACGCUACUGGAUAGUUGCCACAUCUGCCCACAAGCUGAGAGUUGCCAGAGAUCGAAUACAGAUUGUGGGGCGAACUCCUACCACCAUCAUCACCCAUCAUCCACGCCAAAUGAUCGCGACAGAACGGUUAAGGCUCCCACAGACUCGGCUGUACGGUCGACGAGCGUCAUGUGUAACAAUUUCCUUAAUUUCUCAAGUGUUUUUGUUUAGUGAAGGUCUUUAUAUUUCCUCAUUAAUGUAACAUACUAUAUUUCUUAUUUCUUAUAUCUUCAAAUUCUGACUCCAUUUUGUCCCCAAGUUGGCAACCUUAUCAGCUCACCGUCACAUUUAAAACCGUUCGAUGUGCGACAGGAAGUACACCCAAGUUUGUGGGAGCCUUCAUUGUUAAUCUCUAAUCAUAUCAUUUUACAUUUGACUUUUUGCAUUUAUUUUUUUAAUUUUGUAUCAUGUAAGACCAACGAUGUCGUGACCAAACUCAACCCUGAGUAAAUGCUGCCUCUGUGGUCCACAUCACCUUCUUUUGUUUUCACCAAAUACAUCACAGGCCAGUUGAAAUUACAGUAAUAUUCUGGGUAAUUUGUAUUUUCAAAACACAUAAUAUAACCUGACUGUAUUUUUUUUUUUCUAAUUCCUUAAGUAUAGUAUAAAACGUCUUCAUUAAUCGUUUAUUGCAGCGAUUUAACUCUUCUAACAGUGUAUUUAUUUCUGAUAAAAUAAUGGCCACACUCUGGAGAAUUUCCCUUUCUUUAUGUUUUUAUUUUGAAGCACUAGGGAUGUUUCUCAGAAAUAGUUUAAUAUUAAGACAGUUUCUGUCUUAAUUCUUAUUUCUCUCAAACAGAAAUAAGAAUCGGCAGGUUUCCAGAAAUCAAUCAGUGCACGAAUACUGCUGCAGGAUCGGCGACACCAUUUGAGCUUUCCUCUUAUAAAAGACAGUGGGUUCCUUUCUUAGUAAGGACCCAGUUUCAUAUUUCAAUGUAAACUAUUUAUUCAUAUAUUCAUGCUAAGGGCGGCUCUGUCCCCCUCACUUCACUAGACUGUAAGCAGAUGCUACUAAAAACAACCAUUAAAUCCACACGGAGACAGGGCAUGACCAGAAUUACAGACGGAGGGCCACAGCAGGCAGGAUGAUGCUUGUCUUAGUGAGCGAGUCUCCAAAUGCCUUCCAGUUCCUGAGCACUAAUGACAUAAGUGACCCUUUUACCAUGACAGAAGUUACUUCAGCAACAGCAUAAGUUUGCUUUGGGCUUCGUGUGUCUGCGCACCUCAUGCAACCUCAGUAAUUCGAACAGGAACCCAGGGAAAAUGGGAGGCAGUGGUCUCGACUCCUGGGCUGAAUAGAUGGAGGUUUUUCAUUUAAACAAUCUGCCAGUGCUGCUUGUGAUGCGUCUGUUUCACGGAGCCUCCCCUCCCUCUGCCCGCGCGCAUCUAAAAAAUGCAAUUUUACACAUCAUCUCGGCUCGAGGUGCGCCCACAACGCUCCGCGAAGUCUGCAUAUUUAAGAAGACAAUAACUCUGAGCUGAAUAUCAGGUUGGAGCCGUCACAGAGCAAAAGCGUUGAGAAUGAGUUUUCUGGAUAAGGGACUCUGCGGUGGCGGCAGUUUUGAGGACGUGUUGUACACAGCAGUGAUAGAGAUGCGCUGUCAAAAGAAGUGAUUUCCUCUCUGUAAUCGCUUCUCACCCUUUGUUCCUCGCAACACCACACCUGGACAAUUUUAAGCUUCAAAUAAGACCUUUUUUUUUU
Messenger RNA from Poeciliopsis prolifica (blackstripe livebearer), 6732 nucleotides. Its product is annotated as protein diaphanous homolog 2-like. Gene Ontology annotation, biological process: actin filament polymerization; actin cytoskeleton organization. The transcript is spliced from 31 exons. Gene Ontology annotation, cellular component: actin filament; cytoplasm. Lineage: Eukaryota; Metazoa; Chordata; Actinopteri; Cyprinodontiformes; Poeciliidae. Gene Ontology annotation, molecular function: small GTPase binding; actin binding; microtubule binding. Bases 371 to 3805 code for a protein of 1144 amino acids. The record is from RefSeq and is a predicted model, not a curated record.